AUGUCUCUCUCAAUCCUCCUUUCGCCAGCCGAUGGGAUAUACCGCCCUGGAUCGGCUGUGCGCGGCACAGUCUUUCUGACCUCCUUGACGUCCAUCGCCAUCGGCUCGAUCGACGUCACAUUGACCGGCUUCUCUCGAGUCACCUUGACGCAGAACUAUGGCGACCUCAACGUUUCCAAUUCGGACUACCACUCUCGAGCUGUUCUUUUCCAUCGCGACGCAGUACUGUACACCGGUGGCAAGUGGACGCACCAGGCCGGGCAGUACAGUUGGGAGUUUGAUGUCCAAGUCCCCUCGACUGCGGAGCGCAGAAACGGAUAUGCAUCGCAGUGUCCAUUUCUGGCCGGCGGAAAUGCGCCACCGGACCACAUUGAUCAAGACGCACGACGUCUGCCGCCAAGUAUGCUGUACACUUGUCGCAGGUUCGGCUGUCAGGUGGAAUACGUGUUGGAAGCGACCUUGACCUCGCCGGCCGGGAGUGCAGUGAGGCCGAAGAAACUCGCCGCGAAGACGAGCAUCCUCCUUCAGCCUGACCAAUGUUCGAGUGCCAGCCCAGACAGCCCUGAGAGACAGUCGUAUGUUCGGCACGAGCAGAUCGUGCAAAGCGCAAAGCUAAAGUCGAAUCCGUUGGAGCAGACGCCACUCUCACGCCUUCUCAAGCUGUCCAAAUCGAAUCAGCUUAGCACCCCCAAGACCAUCGCUUCAGGCAUAGUUCCCUCUCUCAACAUCUCUGUCCAUUUGCCCACGAAGAUCGAGGUCAUGGAAGACUAUUCGACAGUCAGCAUCUUGCUGUCAGCCAGGUUGGGCAACAGCGGCCGUCAAGAUGGAAUGGGCAACGGGCAAAGCCCGACUCGUUGUGCCGCGCCGACACUCACGAUGAAAGCCAUGAAAAUCGCAGUCACCCAAUUUACUCAUGUCCGAGCCGGACACCACACGUCAACCUCGACUCGAAAAACCUAUACGAGAAAGACGAACUGUUCGUUUCCAGUCCGCGUGUCCCCAAACGCAGAUGAGCGGGGCACAGAGAACGCCAGAGAUCAGGGCGCCAUCAAUCUUGGUCAAGUCACCGAGCUGCGUAUAGCCAAGGAAUUCCUUGUGGUUGAUUUCGCGACCAGUAACAUCUCCAUCGAACAUGCCCUGGAUAUAGAACUUGGCUUUGAGUAUGAAGGCAAGAGUUUCAAGUUCGUCCGCAGGGACGUCCCCAUCAAAGUGCUACCGAUGUCGACGCAGGGCGCAAGGCAGCGGCCGGAAACCGUCGGCAGUGGAGGCCUCGCCACGCGACCGUUCAACCGCGCCACUCUGUCCCAGACCGCAGUGGCUCAGCUUGAUCGUCCCGAGGAUACCUGGCUUGUGCCACCGCCAGAACCUGAAGGAAGCGGUGUCCUCGAACGCGAGACCGACGCAUGGUAUUCAAUUCCUCCGCCAAGGUAUAUGCUCAGGGUUGCGUGA
Molecule: messenger RNA, 1449 nt
Organism: Cladophialophora carrionii CBS 160.54
Lineage: Eukaryota; Fungi; Ascomycota; Eurotiomycetes; Chaetothyriales; Herpotrichiellaceae
Exons: 1
Coding region: 1-1449 (482 amino acids)
Biological process (GO): protein transport
Cellular component (GO): cytoplasm
Source: RefSeq, a predicted model, not a curated record